Naegleria gruberi is the source of this 534-nucleotide messenger RNA. RefSeq lists its product as uncharacterized. The coding region runs from base 1 to 534 and encodes 177 amino acids. The transcript has a single exon. Lineage: Eukaryota; Heterolobosea; Eutetramitea; Acrasida; Naegleriidae. The record is from RefSeq and is a predicted model, not a curated record.
AUGAUUAGCUAUCCAUUUGAUACUAUUUCAUUAACUCACCUCAGAUCAAAACAAGUUCGUCUCUUCAAAACUCCAAAAGUAAUAAGCCAAUUCCUUAAAGGAAAUUCAGGAAAUAAUGAAAUCGAAGUGAUAAUUAAUAAUGCAAUGGGUAAGGUUAAGAAGGUAUUUGAGGAGAUGGAAACUUUGAAGAACACCAAUGGAUUACAAGGACUGUACAGAGGUUAUUUUUCUGGAUUUUUAUUGGAAUCCAUAGUUUCAAUGUGUAGUAAUUUACUUAUUGGAAAUGUAUUCGAUUUGUUUUGGAAUAUUUGGAAGGGAAAUUCAAACAACUCAAAUUAUGAAUUUACCAAAACAAUUAUUACGUUUUCUUUGAGCCAUUUAAUUGUUGCACCUUUCACAUUUGCAAGAAUGAGAUAUCAAUCUGAUUAUGAAAAUGAAUAUUCCAGUUUCCUUGAUUGUGUGAAUAGAAUAUACAAGAAGGAAGGUUGGAGAGCAUUCUAUCGUGCUACCUUUAUUUCCUUGUACAUUUUUUGA